Fraxinus pennsylvanica is the source of this 1062-nucleotide messenger RNA. The record is from the annotation of a GenBank genome assembly. NCBI's taxonomy places the organism in Eukaryota, Viridiplantae, Streptophyta, Magnoliopsida, Lamiales, Oleaceae.
AUGAACUACCAGGAGAAUAUUAGGCGAUGUGUUUGUAUUGUUUACGAUCCAUCAAGAUCGAACCAAGGCGUCCUAGCUUUGAAGGCUUUGAAGCUUUCUGAUUCAUUCAUGGAUCUUUAUAAAAAUAAUAACUUCACUGGUGAAAAGUUGAGGGAGAAGAAUCUUUCAUGGGCGGAUAUCUUUGAGGAGAUUCCUGUGAAUAAUUUCAAGGAAGAUGAAAAAGAUGACUGUAGUGAUGAUUACGAUAAUAGCGACAAGGAUGAGUAUAAUAAUGAUGGUGAUGAUGACCAUGGGAACCAUGAUGAGGAUACUGAUGUUGAGAGCGAGAAUGAGGAGGAGGAGGGAGGAGGGUCGGAGAAUGACAAUGAUGAUGAACAGAAGGAUGAUGAGAUGGAAGAGCUCGAGAUAGAAUACAAGAAACUUCUAAAUGAGGAGCAAGAUCUUUUGAGAAAUCUAAAGGGGCAUAAGGAUGAUGAUAUUAAAAAAGGUCAAGCAGUAAAAAAUCAAAGGAAAUGGGUUUCUUAUUCAGCUUGUAUCAGCGCUCCUUCUAGGGAUCCCAUUAUAGCCUAUUUGUUGGGAACUAGGAAGAAAGAUGAAGAUUCGGGUUCAGUAAGUAAUGUUGCUGAUGAACAAGGAAGCAACAGUAGAACGGAUUCAGAGCAUCGUUCGAAGAGGUUUUCGUCCUCAAGAGCAUUGAAACGAAGAUCAAUGUCAGCCACGAAGAAAGCAGAUGGGGCGGAGAGAGAUCCAUCGCCCUCUAGGAAAUCGGGGAAGAGGUCUGGUUCUCCUGUGCCUUCAAAGUACCGACAACCAUCGCCCACCACUAGCAGGAGGCAGGCAAGUCCGAUGGUGGCUAGGCGUAUGUCGCUAUCCCCUGGCCGACUGUUGAAGGGUGGGAUCAAAGUCACACCAGUAGUGGACUCUUCUGGGAAGAAGAAGAUGGCUACUAUUACAGCUGGGAAUUGUAAAGUUUCAGAGGCCCUUGUGGGGCUUACAAAACUGGGCAGGAAGAACUGGGAUGAAGGAUCGGCUUUGGCUGGCGGUGGUGGAGGAGGAGGAUGA